Alnus glutinosa is the source of this 552-nucleotide messenger RNA. RefSeq names its product glutaredoxin-like. Gene Ontology annotation, biological process: cellular response to oxidative stress. Bases 106 to 429 code for a protein of 107 amino acids. The record is from RefSeq and is a predicted model, not a curated record. Lineage: Eukaryota; Viridiplantae; Streptophyta; Magnoliopsida; Fagales; Betulaceae. Gene Ontology annotation, cellular component: cytoplasm. Gene Ontology annotation, molecular function: glutathione disulfide oxidoreductase activity. The transcript has 4 exons.
CGAAAGCCCGAGACCGGUUCAUUCUUACCGUGAGAUAUUUGUGCGAAGAAAAUUCAAAAUUUACAAAGAUCUUUUAGGGUUUGAGAAUUCAAAAGGCAGAGUGAAAUGGCGUUGCCAAAGGCCAAGGAGAUCGUUUCGUCCAAUCCGGUCGUCGUUUUCAGCAAGACGUACUGUCCGUUCUGCGUGAACGUGAAGCAGCUCUUGAAUCAAUUGGGAGCGAAUUUCAAGGCUAUUGAGUUGGACACUGAAAGUGAUGGAAAAGAGAUACAGUCAGCACUCGCUGAGUGGACCGGAAUUAAGACUGUGCCCAAUGUAUUCAUUGGCGGUAACCACAUCGGUGGCUGUGAUGCUACUACUGCUCUGCACAAGGAAGGAAAGCUGGUUCCUCUGCUGACACAAGCUGGAGCUGUUGCCAAGGUUUCGGCUUGAAGAAAUGUAGCCAUCUUUUUCAUGAAUAAAGUUUAAUAAAUGGUAGCUUUAUGGUGUUUUUGUCUUUUGUAUCAAACUUUUUCAAAAUCCUAAAUAAAAUUGGACUUGAAGGUUGUUUGUGUA